AUGAAGAAUGAAGAAGUAAAUAAAAAAGUAGAACAUUCUACUAUAUUUUAUUAUGAGAUUUACAAAAAGUUAUCUAUGUAUUAUGAAUGUGCAGUUAAUGAAAAUGAAAGAAAAAACAGGAAAUUUUUUAAAAAAAAGAAGACAAUUAACGAAUUGAAAAAUAUACAAGAUGAAUUAAUACAAUGUUUUGAUUCUAAUAUAGAAAUUCUUUCAAAUCCAUUUUAUUUUUUAAAAUAUGAAGAAGAAGAUAUAAAUAAGAAUGAUUUAAAUAAUUACAUAUCUAAUACUUAUCCAAAUAUGCUAAAUUUAACGGAAGAUAUUAUUAAAUGUUCAAUUAUUUUAAAUAGAGAUGCAUAUUACGUUUGCAAAUUGUUUAAUGAUGUAUAUUUAAAAAUUGAAAAAAAUAAUUUAGUUAAUGAAAUUACAAAGUCAGUAUUUAUAUGUGAGAUAUUUAAAGAAUGCAUAGAAAAGGAAAACUUAAUAGUUAUGAUUUUUUUUGAAAUUAUGAGAUACUUAAACAAAAAUGAGAAAAUAGGUGUUUCUGCUAAAAAUGAAGAAAAAUCAACUAAAUAUGAAAAUUUCAGUGAAAAAGAAGAAGAAAAUUAUACUGAUAAUGAAUUAAAAAAAAAUGAAGACAUAAAAACAUCAAGCAUUCAAAGUUCAGUAUCAAAUAAUUCGAUUGGCAGUAUAAAUAAUUCAAAAACUGUAUCAGAAAAUAAUAUAAAUAAUAAAAUAAAUUCAGAUAGAUUUUCUUUAUAUGUACUAAUUAUGCUUACAGAAAAUGAUUUUAUAGAAAAUAUAUUUUAUGAAAUAGAAAAAAUUAUAAAAUUUUUAAUUAAAUAUGAUGACAUUUGUGAUAAAAUUGAUUAUGUAUUUAAUUAUAAAACUCAUAAAAUAAACAUCCUUUUUAACUUAAUUGAUAUUUUAUUUUUAUAUUUUUCAAAAUUUCAAGCUAACGCAAGUAUUAUAUCAAGAAUAUUUAAAUUAUUAAAUCAUUUAGUUUCUUCAAAAUAUUUUGAUUUUAUAUCAACUGAUCAUUAUGUAAAAGAAUUAGAUAACAUGUUAUUUUCAGAUAAAAAGAAAAAAAAGUUCUUUUUUAGAUAUUUGAAAAAUAUAAGAAAUAAUAAAAUAAUUUCACAAAUUGAUGAUUAUUAUAAAUUAGAUAUCAAUGUAUCAGAUUCAUCUUUGAAUAAAAUUGACGAAUUAACUAAUUCAAACAUUUAUAAUCAAAAUAAUUUAGAUGUUUUAAAUCAAGUAAGUAAAGAUAAAUUAAAUGAUUUUGUUACUACAUAUAAUACACCCCAACGUAAUAUAGCAUCAGUCAAUAAUACAUUAUUAAAUAACCAACAAAAUUUAUUAUCAAACAACUAUUUGUUAAGUAAUACAUCUAAUUUAUUAACAAAUAAUACAUCUAAUUUGUUAACAAAUAAUCCUUCAAAUUUACUCACAAAUAAUACAUCUAACUUAUUAACAAAUAAUACAUCUAAUAUAUUAACAAACAACACACUUUCAAAUUCAGUAAAUAAUCAGAAUAUUUCAAAUUUAAAUGUAAAUACUAAUAAAAGUAAUUUAUUUCAGAACAGCAUAAUGGUAAGUAGUUGUGAGGAAAAAAACGCAAAUAUACAAAAUAAAACUUUUGAUAAUAGAGAAGAAAAUUUAUUAACUCAAAAUAAAAAUCCUAAUUUAACUUUAUCAAAUAUUUUAAAUAACGAAGAAGAAAAAAGAAAUAAUCUAAAUGAUUUAACCAUUUUUGAUAUUAAUGAAAAUCUAAAGGAUAAAAAAUGGAAACUAUAUGAACAAUAUAAUACCACAAAAAACAAUUAUUUACGUAAGUGUUUAGAUUGUUGUGGAUAUUGGUAUAAUUGUAAUUGUAGUUUAAAUGAUUUUGAGAAAUCAAGUUUAACAUUAACAACACAGAUAAGUUUAUUAUUAAUAUUAUGCUUACAUCCUAAUAUUGAAAAAUAUAUUUACGAAAAAAAAAAAAAUAUAAAUGUUGAUAAUGCAUCUACUAAUAAAGAAGAUGUGAAUUAUUUAAUAGAACUUAAAAAAAAAAAAAUAAAUUUUGAUAACUUUUACAAACCAGAUAUAUGGAAAUAUAAUUGCAUGAGCUCUCAAAAAGAUUAUAAAAAUUUAAUGAACAUAAAAAAUACAUAUUCUAUUAGUACUUCUUUUAUAAAUGAAAAUAUAUCUUAUUAUUAUUUAUUCUUUACAAAAAUUAAUGAAAAAAAUAAAAAAAAGAAAAAUUCUAAAACAGAAAAAACGGAAGAAUUUUGGAAUAUAAACAAUAGCAAUGAUGAUGAUAAAAUAGACUCAAAUAUCAUCAUUUUAAAGUUUGUUAUAAGUUUAUUUGUAAAAAAUAAAGAAGAUAUAUUUUCUUCUAUCUUUGAAGAUAAUUUUUUUAAAGUUUCUUAUAAUACAAUUUUAAAAAAAGUAUCAAGUGCAACAUUAAUAGGUAGUCUAAUUUUCCAUUUAUUUCAUAUAAUUUUUUCUUUUUCAUUUAUUAAAAACUCAAGGACUACGGAUCUAUGGAAUACAUUCAUUGAUUAUCAUAUAACAAAAGAUUUCCAUUUAAAAAAAAAGAAAAAAAGUGAAAUUAUAAAUAAAACUAUAAAUUAUUUUAAUAAAUAUAACAAUGAAAAAAAUAACACAAAUGAAAUUAAUACUUCUAAUAAUAUCAUUUAUAUUUACAAAAAAAAAGGAGAAUAUAUAAUAGAUGUGUUGAAUUAUUUAAAAAUUAUAUGCAAUAAUUAUCCUAGAUUAAUUACAAAGUAUAUAUGUAUUUUAAAAAACAUUAUUAACAGAUAUCAUUCAAGAAUCAUGGAAUUUUCAGAAAUAGAUGAAACGAUUUAUCAUCAUAAUCUAGAACAGGUGAAUGAAUUAGAUAAUUCAACAAACGAUUAUGAAAAAUUAUAUUCAACAAAGGAAAAUAAAUAUUCCAGUAUAAAUGAAGAAAGAAGAAUGGUGUUGAUGAAGUUUAGAAGUUUAAAAAUGGUAGCAGAAGAAAAAAUGAAAAUUUGUUUAGAUUUUUAUUCAGAUAUUUUUGUCCAUGUUUUAGAUUUUGCAGCUGUUCUUUGUAAUAAUAUAUAUGAUUUAAAAAUUAUUGAAAAUGUUGUUUUAUGUUUUAAAACUCCCUUAACUGCUAAUUUAAAUAUAUUUAAUUUAACAAAAAAAUUAUUUAACCAAUUUACUUGCUCAUUAAAUGGAAAAUUUAGUGAAUUUUCAAAAAUUACUAAUAAACAGUAUAUAUAUGAAAAAAGAAAAAAUAACGAAAAAGCACAAAUUAAUCUACUAGAUGAAAAAAGUAAUAGCAAAUUAGAUAAAGAAUUGUAUAAAAAUAUGUUGAGCAAAGUUAAUGUAAAUUUACCAAUAGAAGAUGUAAAAGAAUUAGACUUAAAAAAUGAUUUUGAUGAUAGUUCUACCUGUUUUACGUAUCUCUAUUAUUUCAAAAUUAAUUUAUUAGAAAAAUUAUUUGAACAAAAUAAUUUUCUUAAAGAUAUUUUAAAAAAUAAUAACAUUUUAGAUUAUUUAUUGAAUAACAACACAUAUUUAAAUAAAUUAAUAAAAGAAAAUACAUUGAUUGAAAAACAUUUACAAGAAAAAAAUGUUUUUAAAUCUUAUCCUCAAAAUUAUGAUGCUCAAAAAAGUUUAUUUAUAGAUAAGGAAUACACUAAUUAUGUUAAAGAAGCUAACAAAAUUUUACAAGAUAUAGAUCAAAGUAAUACAAAAUUAAAAUCUUUUAUAAAUUUUAAAUCGUCCAAUUCUCUUCAACCAAGUAUUUUGAAUGACAUGCAUAAUAUAAAUCCAUUGAAUUUAUUGCAACAAAAUGUAAAUCAAUCAAAUUUAUUACAACAAAACACUAAUCAACCAAAUUCAACUCAAACAAAUUUAAAUAAUGAAUUAAAGACAUUUUUAAAUUCAUCAAAUGAACAAAAUACAUUAGCGAAAAAUAUUUUUAAUAGCAAUACAGUUCAAAAUAUAGUAACAGAAAAUUGUUCUGAUUUAAAUCUAAUGGAUGAGAGAUUACUUGAGAAAAUAUUAAACGAAGAAAAUUGUUUAAAUUAUUUAUUAAUAGAAAAUAAAUUAACAGAAAAUUUAUUAAGAGAAAAUAAUUUUUUAAAAUGCGAAUUUAAUAAAUAUAAUAUUGUAGAUUUGAUUUAUAAAAAUAAAAUUGGUGAAGCUCUCCUUGAUCAAUUGAAAACCAUUAUGCUAAAUGAAUACAAUGUAAAUGAAAUAUCAUCUUAUGAAAAUAAAUUUAGAAAUUUAACAAGAAGAAAUCAUGAUGGUUCUUAUAAUAGCAAAGAAGCAAUUAAAAUAUUUUUUGAUGAAAAUAAAGAUUCUAUUGAUUUUUUUAAAGACAAACAAUAUGAAAUGCCAAUAUUUAAAGAUGAUGAUUCUAGUACUAUUAAUGAAAGCUUAAUGAACAGAGCAAAAAUUAUUUUAAAAACCGAAUUAGAAUGCGAAAAAAAAAAUAAUAUUGAUACUAGGUAUUUAUUAAAAAAUAUAUUUGAAAAAAAUUUUUAUCCCUAUAAUUGUUUAAAAAUGUUAGAAAAGUGUCUAUUAUUUUUGUCAUCUGUUAACAAUAAUAAAUUGUGUUACUACUUACCUAUUAAUAAAAAUUUAUUAAUUGAUUACAUUUUGUUGGAACAGUAUGAAUGUAAUCAGUCUUCUUUGAAAGUAGACAAUUUUAAAGGAGAUUUGAAAGAUAACAAAAAACAUAAAUUAGAAGAAGAAAAUAAAUUAUUUAAAAUAAAAAAUAGCAAAUAUAAUAAUUUGCUUUCUUUAAUAGAUACUCAAAAGAUAACUAAUACAUCUAAUUUUAAAAAUGUUUUUAUUCAUAACCUAAGUAUGUCCAAUAAGAUUACAGAAGAAAAAAAUAAAAAUAUAAAACAAUAUAAGACUGUGCAUUUACUUGAUAUGCUUUAUGAAAUAAUAAAAACAAAAUAUAAUUCAUCUAUUGAUAUAAUUAAUUUAAAAUGUUUAUGUAUUGAAAUAUUAUGUUCAAGUUUUGUUAAAAAUUCUUCAUCAGCACUAUCGGUGUUAUGCACGUUAACUCAAAUAUUUCCUGAUAUAUAUAUAGAAGUUAUGAAAAGAUAUACUGAGGAAAAUGAACACAUUAAAAAGAAUUUAGAAAAUAUAGAUAGACAAUUAUCUAUUGGGCAAAUUAAGUAUGAAAAAUUAGAGGAAUUAUCUAAUAAUUUUUAUCCUCCAUAUUUUAAUUUAAAAAUUAUUAUUACAUUUAUGAAAUGUAUUAACUUUUUGUUAUAUAUGAUAGGAAUCAAAAGAAAAUUUAACUUGUCAUUAAGUAAGGUAUGGUAUUUUUUUAAUAACAUAGAUAAAAUAGAGGAAAUAGAUAAAAAAGUGAGAGGAAAAAAGUUAUAUGAAGAAGAAUAUGAAGAAAAAUUAGAAAAUAAUAGAAUAAAUGGAAAAGAAUUUUAUAAUGAUGAGGAUGAUAUUAGGAGAAAAAAAAAUAAUAAUAAUAAUAAUAAUAAGAAAUCCACCAAAUCUACUAUUUUUUUUGAUAUUUUUUAUAACUUUGACUUAUUUUUUGAAGAUCUUGAAAAAGAAGAAGAAAAUGUACCAGUAGAUAUAAACUUAAAUGAUACCAAAGAUGAUGUAUAUGAAAAUUGUUUAAAAAAAAAAUUAAUGAUAACAGAUGAAGAGAAAAAUAUAUGUAAACAUUUAAUAUUAUUAACAAAUUAUAUAGUUCAAAAUAUAUUUUAUAAUUUAAUAAAUAAUUUUAUUUUAAAAAAGAUAAGAGAUAAAAAAUAUGAAAAAGAAGAUAUAUUAGAUGAAGAUGUCAAAUUAGAAAUUUUUAUGAACAAGCAAGAAAAUUCUAUUUUUAAAAGAAGAUAUAAUUAUUAUAUUCAUAAAUCAAAAAAUUUAGAAUAUCAAAUAAUAAAUAUGCAAAAUGAAAUAAAUUUAAAUAAUACUUAUAUUUCACAAAUAGAACAAAUAUUAAAACAAAAUAAUAUUCCUUUUGAACCAUAUAUAUUAUCUCAAAAAAUAUUUGAUAAAACCCUUUCUUAUACGCCUAAUUUACAUAAUAAUACUUUGGAUCCACGUAUUACCAAUUCAAAUGAUUUAUUAUCACAACCUUCAAAUCAAUUGCAAAUUAGUAAUACCCCAUUGAGUACAUUACCUUCCUCCAGCUUAUUUAAUAAUACAGUAACACAAUUUGGUGAAAAAAAUACAUUAAAUGAUAAUGUUUCUAGUAAUUUAACGAAUACAUCUUUUUCUUUUUUUAAAUCAGACGAUAAAUUAAGUAAUACAUCAAAUUUAUUAGAAAAUAAAACAAAUCAAACCACUUUAUUUGGGACACAAAAUAAUUUAUCAAAUACUACAAAUAAUAUAUUUAAUACACAAAAUAGUUCCUUAUCAUUAUCAAAAGUAUCUCCAUCAAUAGAAAAUGCAAGAACAAAUUAUGAACCAUCAACUAGAUUACAUUCACUUUCUCAGUCAACAAAUGUGACUUCUGUUUUUCCAACCUCUUCUUUUAAUAAAAUGUCGAAUAAUUUAUUUAAUACUUCAACAAAUAAUUCAUUAAUGGAUAAUACUAAGCAAACAACUGGUUCAAGUAUAUUUUCAACAAAUCCGUUAAGUACAAAUGUAGGCAAUUCAUCUAAUUUAUUUACAUCUGUGCAAAAUCAGAAUAAUAACAAUACAUUAGGUUUUAAUUUAAAUCAACCUUCUUCCUCUUCUUUUAUGAAUAAUUCUUUAUUAAAUAAUACAAAUAAAACAUAUGGAAACAUGUCAACUUCAAAUACUUUAUUACCUAGUAGCAUAAAUACAACUUCAGGUAACACAAGUACUUCUUUAUUUGGUACUUCUAAUUCUCAAAAUAAUCAAUCAAAUAUUAAUAAUAUCUUUAAUCAAACAAACUCUUCAAAUAAUUCAAGAUCUUUAUUUAGUAAUAAUUCAUCAACAAAUUUUGCAAGUGGUAACAAUAGUAUGAGUUCGAACACUUUUAAUACUGCAAAUAAUAAUCAACAGAAUUUAUUUGGUAGUACUAUUUCUAAUACUAAUCAAGUUCUAACUACACCUAGUUUUGGCAGUUCAUCUAAUAAUUUGAGCAAACCAAAUCUUUUUUCUCCAAUAAAUCAAAAUAAUAUUUUUAAUAAUUCCAUGUUUUCAACAAAUAACUCAAAUUCCCUUUUUAACUCAAAUAAUACAAAUAAUAAUUUUUUAAGUAAUAUUAAUGCAAAUAAAGAACCAAAUCAAAGUAUAUCUACGAAUGUUAAUAAUCCUUUAUCAUCUAUGGCAUUUAAUCAGAAUACAAGUUAUAUGGGUAACCAAUCACUAAAUAUGUUUAACAGAAAUAUAUCAGAUACAAAUUCAUUUUUACAAAAUCAACAAAACACUAAUUCUUUGUUAUCAAAACCAUUAUUUUCAUUUUCAGAUAAAACUACAACAAUGCCAAAAAUAGGAAUGGGGGCAAAUACAACACCAAGUCUGUUUAAUAAUUUAGGAAAUAAUCCAUCUUCUUCAAUGUUUAGUUUAUCAUCUUCUAAUUUACAAAAUAAAAAUAUAUUUAAUAACCAAUCAGGAUCACAAAAUAUAUCAUCUUUAAAUAAUAGUAGCAAUAAUUUUUCUAAUUUAACUAAUAAAAAUUUUGGUAGUAUAACAAAUCAAUCACUUUUUAACAAUCAAGAGUCAUCUAAAAUGAAUUUAUUUACUAACAAUCCCUUUACUUCUAAUAAUAGUCCAUCCUUAUUUUCUAAUUUAAAUCAAUCUAAUAAUAUCUUUAACUCAAAUAAUAAUUUAUUAUCAUCCCCAUCAAAUAAUUUUACUCAAAAAUUUUUGAAUAAUUCUUUUCCUUUAAAUUUAGAUCAACUUAAAGUAUACUAUGAAGAUUUAAAAUUGAAAACUAAUUUAUUAAAUACAGAAGUAUAUAAAUACAAAAUAGAACUAAAAAAAAAUGAAUAUAAUUUAAGUAAGGAAAAAAAAAUUCAAAUAAUUAAAGAAAAUAAAUUAAGAGAAGCAAAAAGUAAAUCAGAUAUAAAUUUCAAAGAUAAUGAAAUGUUUAUUUUAAUUGUUUUAGUUUUCAUUUAUUUUAAAUUAAUUUUAAAGGGUCCAUUACCAUCUAAUGAAAAGAAUAAAAAAAUAAAUCGAGUAAUGAAUGAACGCUUUGAUUACUUGUGUGAUUUUAGGCCAACUAUGUAUCUUUAUGAGCAAAUUUUAGGAGAAUCUAAUAAAUUUAUGAAUACAUUUUUCAAUAUUAUAUUUUUAGACAAUAUUUUACAUGAAGAAAACAAAAACAUUGAAGAAAUCAUUUUAAAGUGUAAAAAUUAUUCAGAAUAUAUAAGUAUUUAUAAUCAAAAAAAAAGUCUCUUUUUAAAAAAAAAUUUAACUGAUUCAGAGAUGCUUUUAAAUAGUAAUAAUAGAACUAUAACAAAAGAAGAAAGUGGUGAAUAUAAUAUUUUCAAUACUAUGACUGGUGAUGUAUAUUUUGAAAAAAAAAUGCAAUAUCUUACAUGUUCCUAUUCUAAAGAAUAUUAUAUCUCAUUAUUCUUUCACAAAAUAAAAUCAUUGGGUUUUGAUAUUUUAAAAAUAUUAUUUGAAAGAGAUGUUUUAUUUAUUCAUAUGUAUAAUUUAUGGAAAAAUGAAAAAUUGUUGCAAAAAAAAAUAGAAAAAUUUCAGUUUGAUUUAAAUAUUGAUGAUACAACUAAUGAAAAACAAUCAUUUUUAGAAAAAGAAAUAAAUAUGACAGAAUCUUUAUGCUCACCCAUAUAUAUUCAUAACUUUUUAUUUAAAAAUAUUAACAUAAAUUCUAGAACAACUUACUUAAUAUUAUUAUUAAAAAAUUUCUUUAGAACUAGUGAAAUGAACAAAAUUAUUAUUUACUUUAUUUUGCAAAUUUUUAUUCGAGAUUCAAAAACUACUAUAAAUGUUUUAAAAAGAGACAAUGAAUCAUUUAACUUUUUAAAAUUUGCUUUAAGAAAUAUUUUCAUAUAUAAUUUAAACAAACAAAAAUUUAACAAUUGCUAUAUUAUUUCUAAUAGGACUAUAAAAAUGCAAAAUAUACUUAACAAUUUUAUCGAUUUACCAUUAUUAUACCUAUUGAAAAAUACAAAAAUCCGACAGAAGAAAUAUUUUUUAAUUAAAACGAAAAAAAAUUUAAAUAACCAAAAUUCAUCAAGUAAAGAAAUUUUAAAUACACACAAUUGGAUAUCCUACUUAAAUGAGCAGAAAGAUGAAGAAUGUGAAGAAGAAAAAGAACAACUAGAAGAUGAAAAUGAAGAAAAUAAAAAAAAUAGAGGGAAAUUUAAAAAUGCACAAAAUGAUUGGGAUAAAAAUCAAAAUAAAAAUACUAUUACUAAUUAUUUAAAUUACAAAGAAGAAAAAAAUUAUUUUCAUAAUAAGAAAGAACUUGAUCAACCAUAUAUUAAUAAUAAGCAAUAUCAUGAUAAUUCUGGUAAAUUUACUAAUUAUAAAAGUUUUGAUGAAGAUAAUGAAAAUGAUUAUGAUGAAGAUGAGGAUUACUGUUUUGAUGAAUAUGAUUAUGAAGAUAAGCAUGAUGAUAAUUAUAGUUAUGAUGAAGAUGACGAUGAGGAAGAAGAUGAUGAUAACGAACAAGAAUAUUCAAUUGAUUCUACUAAUAAAAAUAUAAACGAAAGAAAAAAGAAAUUGUUAAAAAAAAAUUUACUAAAUUUAAAUAAUGAUUUAUGUGAAAAGAUAAAUUUUUUAAAGAAAAAUGAAAACAAUGAUAAUUAUAAAAUGGAUGACACAUUCAUUUCUAAAUAUAAAAAUUUUAAACUCAAAAAGAAGAAUCAAUCCAAGUAUAUAUAUGAUUAUCUAUCAGAUAACGAUUUAAUAGAUACUAUAAAAAGUAAAAAAAUUUGUGUGUUUUAUGAUGACAAGGAAAAAGAAGAAGAGAAUGAUUCUUUUUCAUUUUAUAAUUUAAUUUCUGAUAAUUAUAAUGAUUAUUAUUCUAAAGUCGAUUAUUACAAAGAAAUUAAAUCAGUUGAUUAUAAUUUAAUUGGGUAUUGUAGUUCAUAUAAUUUCUUGCCUAUUAAUAAUUUUUACACAGAAAAAUACGAUUUUAUUGAAAAUGAGUUAGUAUAUAUGAGUGAUUUAAAAUUAUAUUUCUAUGUGAAAUCUUUUAAAAGGCAUGCAUAUUUUAGAAAAUUAUUAAAUAUUGAAAAUUUUGAACAAAAUAAUGAAAAUUACAAUAAUAUAACUUCUUUUGUGGAAGAAAAUUAUAGUAAUAAUAUUCAGGAUUAUGAAUUAAGAAAAAAAGAUAGAACUGAAAAUGAUCAAAACACAAAAGAAAAUUUUAAUGAAAUAAAUAGAGAAAAGGAAGAAAAAGAAAAAGAAAUAAAAAAUAGGAGUGCUAUAAAAACAGUUAAAGAAGAUGUAAACGCAAGUAACGUUAUUUCUUAUUUAAAAAACAAAAAUAAUAGUAAAAUAAAUUUAGUUAAUGAUUUAGAAAAGGUUGUUGAUAAUGAGGUAAAAUAUUAUGAUAUAUUUAAUAAAUUGAACAAGUUGAAUGAAAAUAUUUUAUUCCCAAAUAUUCUUCAUGAAAAUAGAGAAGAUAAAAUAAAAUAUAUAGAAUACAUCAAAAAAAUAGUAGAAAAAGAACAAAUGGAAGAUAAAAAAUAUAAGGAAAAUUUAUUACUACCUUUAAAUGAUUUAUUACAAUCUAAAAAGAAAGAAACAGAGAAAAAAUUAAAUAAUGAAUUAAGAAAAAAAAAUAUUUUUAUGAACAAUGAAUUAUGUGAAUGGAUAGAAUUAAGUCAUCUAUUGAAUGUUGACAUAGACUACAAUGAUUUAAGAAAUGUAAAUAAGAAAAAAAUUAUUAAUAAUUAUAGCAAAAUUCCAAUUACUAAAUUAAUUUUAUAUUUUUAUGAAAUUAUAACGAGAAAAUUUUUAUUUUUAAAUAAUUCGGAUUCUUUAAUAGAAAAUUGUGUUUUAUCAUUAUUAGGAAUAUCUUUCAUUCCAUCUAAGUAUAUUGAUAAAAAAAAUAUUAUUACAAAUAUUGAUGAAGGCUUAGAAUUGGAAGAACAAUGUUUUUUGAGUUGUAUGAUUAAAAAUGUUAUCAUCAAUUUUUCAAACUUUCAAAAUAUAUCAGAGAUUGUUCACAUUGAUUAUGAUAUUGAAGAAAAUAAAAAUAAAGAAAAUAAUCUAUCAUUAAAUACAAAUUCAAAAUUUUUGUUAAAAAAAAAUAAAGAUUAUUAUAAAAAAAAUGUUUUCUUAAAUGAUAUUAAUAAUUUAAGACAAUAUAAUAUAUUUGAAAAAAACUCUUACUUUACAAAAAGUCUUAAUAUUGUAUACAUGAUUUCAAAAAAUAAAAAAAUGAAAGAUUAUAUAAUAAGUUUAAUAAAUAUUAUGUGGGAAAAUAAAUUUAAUGUUUUUUAUUACUUAACUCAAAAUAUAAAUAUUGAAAAACUGAAAGACAUUGAGAAAAUUUUAUUUUUUAAAGUAUCUUAUCAUAUACUAAAUAUAUUUAUACCCAUUAUAGAUAAUAUAUUAAACAAUAUUGAUAAGCAUGUUAAUUGUUUUAUUGAUUUAAAUUUUAUUAAUGAUGAAUUAGAAAAUAACAAAUUAACAAAUGAAAAGAAACAUAAUUUCAGUAAUGAACUAAUAAAUAAAGAUAAUUUUAAUGAAAAAAAAAAUAUUUUUGAAUUUUUAAAUGCAAUUUUCAACUUUGAUAAUAUGCAAAAUUUUAUAACACACUAUAUUAAUAUUAUAAAAAAUUAUAAUGAUAAUUAUUUAAAGCAUUAUAUAUAUCAUUAUUAUCUUUUUAAUUACGAUUUUAAUUUUCAGAAUAUUUAUAAUUAUUCUAAUAUGGAACAUAUUCAUUACAUCAGUAAUGAACAAACUCAAGAUAAAGUUCACGUAUUAUAUACAAGUAUAAUUAAUACCAACGUAAAUUUUUGUGAUAUUUCAAAAAAUAGUACUAUUAAUAAUAAAUAUAUAUUCAAAUAUUGCAAUAAUACAAAUUAUAUACAAUAUAAACCAGCAGAAGAAAAAGAACAAAACUGUUUUAACGAUAAUAAUAAUAAUAAUAAUAAUAAUAAUAAUAAUAAUAAUAAUAAUAAUAAUAAUAAUAAUAAUAAAAAAUUUCUCAAAAGUUUAGAUAAAAAUUUUAAUUUUGAACAAUUAAAUGAUAUUAUAUGUAACAAAACACAUUUAGAUAAUUUUCUUAAUAAGUACUAUUUAAAUAAAAAUAGUGUAAAUAAUAACAAUAGUAAUGAAAACAAUAACAAAAAUAAAAUUAAUAAAAUAAAAUCAAAAUUAAGAGAAUAUUAUUAUUUGCAGAAAAAUGUUUACAUAUAUAAUAGUAUAAAUUAUUUAAAUAUUAAUUAUAAAAAUUGGCUUGUUGUUUAUAAAAUAUACAUUGAAAAGGUUACUUAUUUAGUAGAUUUGGUAUUAAAGAUUAAAAAUAACAUUAUUAAUAAAAAAAUAUAUUAUUUAAAAAAUUACUUUUAUAUUAUUAAUAAUAUCCAAAAAUAUCUUAAAAGUAUUAUAUCAAUAAUUAAAUCGUCCUAUUACAUCAAUUUUAAUGUUCAAAUUACUCCUAUUUUAUUUAUUGUUUAUUUAUUUAUUACUAUUUUUUUCUUUUCUCAUAAUAACAAAUUUGCAUUUAAUUAUCUCUCUUGUAUUAAUAAAGGAUUUCAUAAUUUAUUUAAAGAUAAGAAAGUUUUUAUUCUAAAAAAUUUUGAAAAUAAUGACGAUGACGAUGAUGAUGAUGAUGAUGGUGACAAAUGUGAGAAAGAAAAUAAAAUCAACGAGGAGGAAAAAGAGAAAGAUAAAGAGAGAGAAAAUGAAAAAGAAAAGAAAAUAGAGAAUAAAGAAGAAAAACAAAUAAAUAAAGAUGAAUAUAAAAUAGAAAAUUUAAAAUUUCAUAAAAAACUAAAAAUGUCCGAAUUAUUUUCAAAAAAAAUUUUAAAUAAAGAAUUUGAAAGCAAUCUACUAAAUUUUCCGAAAAAUAAUGCAUUUAUAUUAAAUGAGAAUGAUUAUUUAAAAGAGCAUGUUGUAAUUAAUAAGCAACAGAAUGAAAUGGAGAAAAAUUUUAAGGAAUUUUCUUCCAUGAAUAAAUUAUUUUUAAAUGAUAAUAAUAAAAAAAUUAUAAAAAAGAAGGAAAAUGCAUAUAUGAUAAAUACGUAUAAAAAUAUUUAUGAAAUUGAAGAAAUAGAUAAUUUAAACAAUAAUGAUAAAAUAUAUUACGAUGUACACAAUGAGUACUCUAAAUUAAUUUUAAAAAGCAGUGAAUUUUUUGACGAUUUAUUAGAACUUUUAAUCAUAUUAAUUACUAAAAAACAUCCAAUAUUAAAUAAGUAUACUAUUAUAUAUAUAUAUGAAUGUUUAUAUACACUCUUAAAUAUAUAUCAUUAUAAUUAUUUGUACAAUGACGAUUAUAACAUUGGUAAUACAAAAAAUAUGUUUUUAUCACUUAUCAAAAGAAUAAAUAAAGAUAUUUUAAAUGAUUUCAUUAGUACAUUAUUUAUUGAUUCCUAUAAAAAUUUUCUUAUAAAUAAGAAUUCUGUUAUUCCUAUAUAUUUUUAUAAUAAUAUAUACAAAUUUGUUGAUUAUAAUACGGAAAUUUUUUUAUACAAAAGUGAAAAGGAAAAUAUGAAAAAUCAAAAUUUUUUAUCUAUUGAAGAAGAGAAGAAGCAGAUAAGAAAAAGUUUUAUCUUAGAAAAAGAAAAAAAUUACACAGAUGGAGAAGAAAAUAAUAUGUUAAACAAAAAAAAAAGUGAAAAAGAAAAAUAUGAAAAUGAAUUAAAAGAAAACAUAAAAAAUAAUAACAAUGAUGAAGAUGAUGAGACAGAUGAAAAUAACGAUACAUUAAUAAAUUUUAAUUUUAAAAAUCAAUUCAAAAAUAAAAUUCAUUUAAAUAAUAGAAGUUUAAAUAUAUACGAAGAAGUAUAUUGUUGUAACUUUUUAUAUAACAAAAAUGACUUGAAUCUGUUAAGUAUUAAUUUAUUGAUAUUUUUAUUAAAUAAAAUUGGCAUUUAUGAAAUAGAUAUAAAAAUUGAUGAAAAUAAUAUAAUAAAUUUAAUAAAAGGAAAUUUAUUUUUAUUUAAUAAAAAUGUAGAUAAACAAAAUGAAAAUAAAAUGCUACACACAUGUUAUUUAUUAAGUUCUCUAUGUGAUACAACUUAUAUUAAUGAAUUUGUUACAAAAGAAAAUUUAUUUAGUUUAUUUUUAAAAAGUAAUAUUUUUGAUAAUUUAUAUGAAUAUAAAUUUAAUUAUUUAUCCAAUAGUAUAUCAUUUUUAACCUUCCCAACCAACUUUUUAGAAAACAAAAAUAUUUAUAUACCACUUCCAAUGCUAAUUAUUUCAUACAUAACUGUUAUAUUAAAAGUAGUAGAUAAAAAAGGGUUGUAUCUGUUUAAAAUUAUAAGCAAAUGGAUUAUUAAAAAUAUAAAUAUAUUUAUAAAUCACUUAAUAGUUAAUAAUUACCUUAUGAAAUCGAAUGAAAUAACUCAUGAAGUAAAUAAUUUCACUACUAAUAAUCAUAACUUAAUAUAUAAAUGUUUAUGUUAUGCAUCUACAUGUAAUUUUACCAAACAAAUCAAAAACGAUAUUAUUAACAAUUAUUUAGAAGAUUUCAACAACAAAAUGAAAGAAAAUAAACAUAAUUUAUUUGAUAAUUUAAAUAAAGAUAUGCAUUCAGAUAAAACAUGUUCAGAAGAAUAUAUAAAUCAUGCAAACAUUAACUUAGUCAAUCUAGAUAUAAUUUAUUCUAGUACUUAUUAUUUAUUAAGAUUAUAUAAAAAUUAUUUAUUAUAUAUUCAUCAGAAUUAUUUAAACCUAAAAAAAUUAAAAAUUAUAGAAAAAAAUAAAAAGAAAAAGAAAAAUGCACGUAAUAAGAAGUCAAAAGAAACUAGUUCAAUAGAAAAAGAAUCUGUUGAUACAGAUGAAGAAGAUGAUGAGGAGGAAGACGAGAAUGACUAUGAAGAUGAAGAUGAGGAUGAAAAUGAAUAUGAGGAACUUAAUAAUAAUGAAGAGAAAGAAAAUGAAAAAAAUAAAAAUGUAGAAGAAGAAAUUGAUAGUAUUUUAGAUGAGAAAAAAAUAAAAAAUUUCAAUAACUAUCAUCAUACAUAUGAAAGUAGUAAAAUGAUGAAAGAUGAAGAAUUUAUUUUAGAUAAUUCAUUAAGUUUUAAUUUUAACGAAAUAUCAUUAAAUAUAUGCAAUAUAAUAAAAGAACAUAAUUAUAUACUACAAUAUAUUAAAGAUCUGUUAAAUAUUUUAUCCAUAUUUGUUAUAUAUGACAUUAGCUUGAAAGAUGAAAAUGAUCUACUUAACAAAAACCUAAAUAAUUCUAUGCUCGAAAAAAGAAGAAAAAAUAUAAGAACACACAGAAUUUUGCAAAAUAUUAUACCUAAAUAUUCCAUAAAAUUCCAUUGUAUUAAUUUAUGUUUAGAUAUAAUUGAAUAUGAUAUUGGUUUAUAUGACGAAUAUGUACAACAAUCAAAAACUAAAUAUUAUGAAUAUAUUAAAAUAGUUUUAAAAGUUUUUAUGAAUACGUGUUUUUAUUUUAUAAACAUAAUAAAAUUUGAAAAUUAUCAUAUGCUAAAAAGUGUUUCUACAGCCUUGAAAAAACUAACCAAUAUAAUAUACUUUUUAUUAAAUAAUUUAACAUUAAAAGAAAAAUCAAGUGAAGAAGAUUCCGUAUUAAUGAAUAAAUUUAUUUAUGAUAAGAGUGGUUUGAAAAAAAAUGCUCAUGAAAUUACUACUGAGUUAUUUAAUUCAGAAUAUAAUGCCUUUAAUGAUAAAAAAUACUCUUCAGAUAAUAUUAAAAAGUUUUUAGAAAACAUUGAAAUUGAUAUUAAUGUUUUGAAGAAAAUUUUAACUUGCGUUAUUUACUUUACUUAUGCUAUGUUAAGCAAUCAAAAAGUUAAUAAAAUCAAUAUAGAAAAUAUCAAUUUAAAUCAUAUUAAUAAAAUUAAUUUAAAAAAAAUAACCAAUACUUAUUUAGAAAAUAAUAAUAUUUUAAAAGUUUUUACUUUUAUAUUGCAAAGAUCAACUCAAAUUUAUUAUCUUUUGUAUAAUUAUGCAACGCAAACACAUAAGCAAUAA
Messenger RNA from Plasmodium gallinaceum, 16026 nucleotides. RefSeq names its product conserved Plasmodium protein, unknown function. The coding region runs from base 1 to 16026 and encodes 5341 amino acids. The transcript has a single exon. NCBI's taxonomy places the organism in Eukaryota, Apicomplexa, Aconoidasida, Haemosporida, Plasmodiidae. The record is from RefSeq and is a predicted model, not a curated record.